Messenger RNA from Balaenoptera ricei (Rice's whale), 501 nucleotides. RefSeq names its product interferon gamma (gene IFNG). The record is from RefSeq and is a predicted model, not a curated record. Gene Ontology annotation, biological process: immune response. Gene Ontology annotation, cellular component: extracellular region. The transcript is spliced from 4 exons. Lineage: Eukaryota; Metazoa; Chordata; Mammalia; Artiodactyla; Balaenopteridae. Gene Ontology annotation, molecular function: type II interferon receptor binding. The coding region runs from base 1 to 501 and encodes 166 amino acids.
AUGAAAUAUACCAGUUAUUUCUUAGCUUUUCAGCUGUGUGUGAUUUUGGGUUCUUCUGGCUCUUACUGCCAGGCCCCAUUUUUUAAAGAAAUAGAAAACCUAAAGGAAUAUUUUAAUGCAAGUACCCCAGAUGUGGCUGGUGGUGGGCCUCUUUUCUUAGAAAUUUUGAAGAAUUGGAAAGAUGAGAGUGACAAAAAAAUAAUUCAGAGCCAAAUCGUCUCCUUCUACUUCAAACUCUUUGAAAACUUAAAAGAUAACCAGAUCAUUCAAAGGAGCAUGGAUAUCAUCAAGCAGGACAUGUUCCAGAAGUUCUUAAAUGGCAGCUCUGAGAAACUGGAUGACUUCAAAAAGCUGAUUCAAAUUCCGGUAGAUGAUCUGCAGAUCCAGCGCAAAGCCAUAAGUGAACUCAUCAAAGUGAUGAGCGACCUGUCGCCAAGAUCUAACCUGAGAAAGCGGAGGAGAAGUCAGAAUCUGUUUCGAGGCCAGAGAGCAUCGAAAUAA